AUGCCAGAAAUGAAGACGCAAAAUGCAACGAUCCUGUCUCUCAGUGGAGUGGAGGGGCUACUGGAGGCGCAUCAACCGGGAGAUGGCUCAGUCUGUGUGGGAGAGUGGAGGCCCGGGGCUCUGAGGGCUGUGGAUACGGGCGAGGGAUACGUCGUGGAUCGGGGCCGACCAGCUGUGGGCAUGCGGAGCGACGGGGAGACUACAGUACCUCUGAGGGCUGUGGAUGCGGGCGAUGGAUGCGCCGUAGACCGGGGCCAACCAGCUAUGGCCGUGCGCAGCGACGGGGAGACUACGGUAGCCAUGGAGAAACAGUACUUUUCCCCUCAGUGUGUUUACACCGGCGCGAUCACCGCCACCGUUACAGACAACGGGUCUAAUUUUGUUAAAGCUUUUAAGACGUAUGCACCCUCUUCCUCUGAGCCUGACGAGGAGGAACACGCAGCCACGCCCCCUGAGCAUGACAAGGAGGAGAAUGAAGAGCAAGAUGUAGUUUUCACAGAUGAAUACUGCAGUGUUUUGAAACCCCUGACAAUAGCAAAGGAUAUAUUGCAAGGAGACAGCUACUAUGGUGCUCUUCUACCAACCCUGGAGACCCUGAUGUCCAGGACACUGGCACUCCAAAAUGGACUGUCGAGGAUGACAGCUGACCUACCUGGUGUGAUUGUACAGGCUAUCAAGACGCGAUUCGCACCGGUGUUGGAGAGCAGGGAAGCUUUAUUGGCUGCCUUGACGUUGCCAAAAUUCAAAGCUCGAUGGAUAGGGGGAGCGGAACGGAAAGAAGAGGCACGUGCGCUGCUCAUUGCUGAGUGUCGCACUCACACUCUCCCCCACGCUGCAGAGCAGGCUGAGAAGAAAAACCAAAAGCACAGCAGCGUCAAUGAGAAGGACUUUUUCUCUUUUGAUGAGGAGCAGGAAGACGCAAUGUCCUUCAGCGCAGACUCGGAGGUACUUGAAUACAUGAGAUCAGGCUCAGAGUUAGAAGUCCUCAACAGUUUCCCCCGAGUGAAAGCUGUGUUCCUGAAAUACAACACUGCCACACCAUCCAGUGCACCGGUGGAAAGGCUGUUCAGCCUGGGAGGUCUUGUGCUUACCCCCAGAAGAAACAGACUUUCAGAUAAACAUUUUGAAAGACUGCUCCUGAUGAGGUACAAUCACACAUUUUGUGCUGAAUAGGUUACCUGCCACCGCCGCCACCACCCAUGCCACACCACCCCACGUAGCUCAAGCCUAUGCCUAGUAUCCUCUUUUCUAUCUGCCAUCAUACUGUGAAGAAGGGCCAGCAUAUUCAGUGAACAUAGCCUGUUAAUUCUGAGGCUAGUCAUGCUUUAAGUUGUGCUUGAUUUUAUUUUGGCUAAAAUGUCUUUGCCUCCAAGCUGUAUUAUGCCAUUUUAUUUUAUUUAUACAAGCCAUCAACAUCAAGCCAUUUUGAAGUUGUUCUUUUUCUGUUAGAUUUAGAUGAG
Messenger RNA from Epinephelus moara (kelp grouper), 1460 nucleotides. RefSeq lists its product as uncharacterized. NCBI's taxonomy places the organism in Eukaryota, Metazoa, Chordata, Actinopteri, Perciformes, Serranidae. The record is from RefSeq and is a predicted model, not a curated record. The coding region runs from base 1 to 1173 and encodes 390 amino acids. Gene Ontology annotation, molecular function: protein dimerization activity. The transcript has 5 exons.